Molecule: messenger RNA, 3176 nt
Organism: Galeopterus variegatus (Sunda flying lemur)
Lineage: Eukaryota; Metazoa; Chordata; Mammalia; Dermoptera; Cynocephalidae
Gene: GPR156
Product: G protein-coupled receptor 156
Exons: 3
Source: RefSeq, a predicted model, not a curated record
GAAGGGCACAGGAGAGGGCCUGUCAUUACGACCUGAGGAGCAUUUAUAGCUGUAUUCAAGAAAAACAGCUGAAGCAAUGGAAGGCAUUUGAAGAGGAAAACCAAACAAUCAGACACAUGGCCAAAUAUUUCAGCACUCCCAGCAAAAGCUUCCAUACCCAGUAUGGUGAGGAACAGAACUGCCACCCGAGAGGAGAGAAAAGCUCCAUGGAGAGGCUCCUCACAGAAAAAAAUGCUGUGAUUGAAAGCCUGCAGGAACAAGUAAACAACGCCAAAGAGAAGCUAGUGAGACUGAUGUCAGCUGAGUGCACCUAUGACCCCCCAGAGAGGGCUGUCCCACCUGCCUCUUCCCAGAGCAAGGACAUCCAGGCUGCAGCCUCUGCCCGUGGUCUAGCAGCUCAGGGGCCCCCAGAAUGCCUCUCUGGCUCUCAGAAUGAUACCAGCAUGGCCGCCCAGGACUCCCAGCACACCUCAGUGCCCUCCUCACAGAUGCAAAACUUUGAAGGGCCUGUGAAGGACACUGGCACCUCCCCAGGGCAGAAAGAAAAGAUAUUUGACUUGAAGGACUUUUCUGAUCAUUUGGACUCAGGUUGUAGCCCAAAGCCACGGGCUGAGAAAAGCCAGUGUCUAAAAAAAGGAGACCAGGAAUCCAUGGCCCCCAACUGGAGUCUAAUACCAGGUAGAGGGGGCUCUGAUCCUCAGAGACAGAGGCAGCCAGAGAACUCAGAGGAGCCCCCAGAGCGGCUACCAAGGGUCAAUUCAGUGAUCAGGGAGAAGCUUCAGGAAGUCUUACAAGAUCUGGGCCUGGGCCCUGAGGCUCCCCUCUCCUCUGCCCCAUCUUGUCCCCAGCAGUCCUGGAAGAGCAGUGCUGCCCACAGCCCCCAGAAGGAGCUGGGCUUCAGCCCAUACAUGGUGAGGCGAAGGCGGGCAGCUCCACGGGCUCGCUCACACUUUCUUGGCUCUGUACCCUCUUCUGUGGGGCAUCGGGCAAACAGGACUGUUUCUAGGGCACACAGUGGGCUGAAUGUGCAGAAUGGGGACAGCCCCAGCCUGGACUCCCAAAUUGCUGAUUCCAGGAUACCAAGACCCUCCUCCCAGAAGCCGUCACUACUCCCAGAUCCUCAAGGCAGGCUGGGCGUCCUGGAGGGCAGCAAACAAGGCCAGACAGAGCUGCAGGGGGUUGGAGGGGGCCACACAGCCCUUUCUCACCAGCCUUCUGCUUCUGGCCAGGCACAAAGUUCCCCAGCCCCAUGCCUACCAGCCUCACUAGACCUCUCUGAGCAGCAGCAGCUGUGGCCCCCAGUGUCCCCAGGCUACCCCUCUCUGUCUUCUCCUCCGUGCAACUACCUUGACACUGAAUCCAGCAGCUCAGAUGAGUUCUUCUGCCACUGCCACCGGCCCUACUGUGAAAUCUGCUUCCAGAGCUCCUCUGAUUCCAGUGACAGUGGGACAUCAGACACUGACCCCGAGCCUGCUGCAGGGCUGGCUUCCUGGGGAAAGCUGUGGGCCCGCUCCAAGCCUAUAGUGAACUUCAAAGAUGACUUGAAACCCACGCUGGUGUGAAAAGGAGCAGAGCUGGCCUAGACGCAGAGGUCAGUCAGGACAAGCCACAGCAGAGCCUGCAGGAGGGGAGCAGACCAGCACCCUGCAUUUAGCCAGCCCUUACCAUGCCUCAGCUCCACUCACUGUGUUACUCAGAGCACUUCUUGAUCCAUGGAAAGAGGAAUGUUGCCUGUCUUGUUACUACCUCACAACAUUACUGUAAAAGACUCUAGAUGUAUGACUAUGAAAGAUACUCACUCCUUGGAUAGAAGGUGCUAAAUGAGCACACGGGGUUUCUGUCUGGGUCAGCCUGCAUUCUACAAAACUCUUUACAUAUACCAGAUGGAUGGCUGGAUGGACAGACAGAUGGAGAGAUGGUUGGGAAAUUUCUGCAGAACCUGAGUUGUGGAUUGUCACCCAUCAAACUGGCCUUUUGCAGAGCCACCUUGCAUCACUCUCUUGUUCUUGUCUUUCCACCAUUAUGGCACCUCACAGUCAUCCCUGAGAUAGUCAGGUCUCCCUAUGCCCACAGGCUACCCACAUCUCUCCUGGCUGGGAUGGAACCUGAGACCCAGACUAUCUCCUGGUCCUGUGGCCUAUCCCCUUGACUCUCCUGGUGGUGCUGUUUUGUACUGGGGGAAGCACAGGCUCAAUCUCUGCUGGGAGAGGGGAAGUCCCAUUUGUCAAGAGGUGCUUUUAGUGCCAUUGGGGUUAUAUGACCAGCAACAGACACAUAAACCUGAAAACAAAAUGGGGAUAUAGAAAGGAAGAAAUGGAGGACAAGAAUUCAGGAAAGAAAACAAGUUUUGAACAUUGAACUUGAAUCUGGCUCAGUAUUUGGCAAUAUCAAAUUUCAGUAAUUCUUUAUAAUAACCCUGUGAAGUAGACACUCUCAUUUUUAGACGUGAGGAAUAUGAGGCUUAGAAAACUAAAAUAACUUCCCCAACAUCACACUGCUGGAGAGUGGCUGAUGGAGGACUUGCUGCAAGUUGGUGGAUUUUCCUGGGGACACAUCUCUUCACUUUUUCUUUUGGGAGUGGCAGGCGGGGCUUGGCAGGCCAGACAGUAAAGCAGGAGUAGCGUAAGAAAGCUGCGACGUGCUCACCCUGCAGUCCAGGACAGCAACACUGGGUUCCUGGUCUAGGGAAGCAGCCUCCACUUCCCCACUGCCCCGAGGGCUCACCUGCACCUCCCAAGGGAACGGGGGAGUUGGUGAAGGAUGAGUGCCAGGGACUUGUCCGCAGCCAAAGCCACAGAGAGGGCACAGCUGCGUCCACCUUGCUUGCUGCUAAGCUGGUUGUCAUUUACAGGCCAUCCCCUGCCCCCACUCCCAUGGGUACUUCUGUGGGUGUGCAUGUGUUUGCAUGAAGGAGUUUGGGCCUCAUCAGACAUGCACAGAGGGGGACAUUUGGCUCUGAAACAUCUCACAGAUUUAUCACAGACUGUAGGGGGCUGCUGACACCUUAUAACUCUCCAGACACUGGACAAGGAGGCCUCCUGAUAGCACAGCUACUUCUAUCAUUUGCUUUUAAAUAUGAAUUUCAUAAUUUAUUCUGUGUGUGGGUUUUCAGUUUCUGCUUGUGCUGUGUGUACACUAUCCAAGUGGUACCUUAAUAAAAGAGAGAUAACUCCCGA